Microplitis mediator is the source of this 2807-nucleotide messenger RNA. RefSeq names its product ribonucleoside-diphosphate reductase large subunit-like. Gene Ontology annotation, molecular function: ribonucleoside-diphosphate reductase activity, thioredoxin disulfide as acceptor; ATP binding. NCBI's taxonomy places the organism in Eukaryota, Metazoa, Arthropoda, Insecta, Hymenoptera, Braconidae. Bases 167 to 2578 code for a protein of 803 amino acids. The record is from RefSeq and is a predicted model, not a curated record. Gene Ontology annotation, biological process: deoxyribonucleotide biosynthetic process; DNA replication. The transcript has 2 exons. Gene Ontology annotation, cellular component: ribonucleoside-diphosphate reductase complex.
ACAUACUUAACUUUUAUCCUGUUGGCGCCAAAAAGUGUAUACGCUCAACUUUUUGUCACAGUAUUGUAUUGUUCGGCGUGGGUGUAUUUAAUUAAGUUGAAUAAAAAAAUAAUUGAGUUGUUACAAGAAUUAAUUAUCUUUACUAAAUUUUUUUACAUUCGAAAAAAUGAGCCUCAAAGGUACAGGAAAGCUGCAUGUCAUCAAACGUGAUGGACGUGAGGAAAAAGUUCAUUAUGACAAAAUUUCCGCUCGAGUGAAAAAACUUUGUUAUGGGUUAGAUAUGGAUUAUAUCGAUCCACCGGCAAUAACAUAUAAAGUCAUGCACGGAAUAUACCCUGGCGUGACGACCGUCGAGCUGGAUAAUUUAGCAGCAGAGACAGCAGCAACUAUGACUACUCAGCAUGCUGAUUAUGCCAUUUUAGCUGCGAGAAUAGCUGUCUCUAAUCUCCACAAAGAAACAAAGAAAAACUUCAGCGAGGUUAUUAAUGAUCUAUACAACGCCCUCAAUCCUGUAACGAACGAAAAAAUAUCGUUGAUCAGUAAAUAUCAUUACGAUAUAAUCCAGAAACAUGCUCGGGCAUUAGACUCUGCGAUAAUCUAUGACAGAGAUUACAAUUACAAUUAUUUUGGGUUUAAAACUCUGGAAAGAAGUUAUUUGCUAAAAAUAAACGGGAAAAUAGUGGAGAGACCACAGCAUAUGUUGAUGCGAGUGGCUGUUGGAGUUCAUGAGGAAGAUAUUGAUCGCAUAAUUGAAACUUACAACUAUAUGUCUCAGAAAUAUUUCACUCAUGCAUCACCGACACUUUUUUCUGCAUGUACCCUGAGACAACAAAUGUCAAGUUGUUUUUUGCUUACGAUGAUUGAAGACAGUAUACCGGGAAUUUAUGAAACAAUGAAAAGAUGCGCGUUAAUCAGUAAAACUGCUGGUGGUAUUGGUCUGAGUGCUCACAAUAUUCGAGCUGCAGGAACUAGGAUUAAAAGUAACAAUGGAGUUUCGAACGGUCUCAUUCCUAUUCUUCGAGUUUUCAAUAACACAGCGCGAUAUGUCGACCAAGGCGGUAACAAGAGACCUGGAGCAUUUGCUAUUUAUUUGGAACCCUGGCACGCGGAUAUAUUUGAAUUUCUGGACCUAAAAAAAAAUACCGGCAAAGAUGAGCAUCGCGCUCGUGAGUUAUUCUACGCAUUGUGGAUCCCAGAUUUAUUUAUGACCCGCUCAAAAGAUGAUGGAGUAUGGAGCUUAAUGUGCCCUAAUUUAUCUCCUGGACUUGAAAACUGUUGGGGUAAAGAUUUUGAAGAACUUUAUACUAAAUAUGAAAAAGAAGGUCGCUAUGUACGUCAAGUUCCUGCUCGUGAAUUGUGGACUGCUAUCUUGAAAUCUCAAGUUGAAACUGGUACUCCUUAUAUGGUGUAUAAAGACCACUGUAACCGUAAAUCAAAUCAACAAAAUUUAGGCACCAUAAAAAGUAGUAACCUUUGCACUGAGAUAGUUCAGUAUACAAGCCCUGAAGAGGUGGCUGUGUGUAAUUUAGCUUCAAUUGCAGUCAACAUGUUUGUUAAUACCGAAACUAAUACUUAUGAUUUCGAAAAACUUAAAUUGGUAACAAAAAUUGUAACAAGAAACUUAGAUAAAGUUAUUGAUGUUAAUUAUUAUCCAGUUCCUGAAGCUGCUAAGUCGAAUUUCAAACACCGGCCUAUGGGUAUUGGUGUUCAAGGUCUAGCGGAUGCUUUUCUAUUGCUACGGUUUCCAUUUGAAAGUGAAAAAGCCCAGAAACUGAAUAUUCAAAUUUUCGAAACGUUGUACUAUGGUGCAUUAGAAGCGAGUUGUGAAUUAGCUAAAGAGAAGGGAGUCUAUGAAAGUUAUCCUGGUUCGCCUGUCAGCAAAGGUAUUCUUCAAUAUGACAUGUGGAAUGUCACACCAACUGAUCUUUGGGAUUGGACUGAGCUGAAGAAGAAAAUCGCAGAACAUGGUGUAAGAAAUUCGCUCCUCAUAGCGCCCAUGCCGACAGCUUCAACAGCACAAAUUUUAGGAAACAAUGAGUCUACAGAACCGUACACCACAAAUGUUUAUGCACGAAGAGUAUUAUCUGGUGAGUUCCAGAUUGUGAAUCCUCACUUGUUAAAGGAUUUAAGUGAACGUGACCUCUGGGAUGAAGAUAUGAAAAACGAAAUUAUCGCAAAUAAUGGAUCAGUACAAAAUAUCAAGAGCUUUCCAGAUGAACUGAAACCUUUAUAUAAAACUGUUUGGGAAAUCUCUCAAAAAACUAUUCUGAAAAUGGCAGCAGAUCGAGGUCCUUUCAUCGACCAAUCGCAAUCACUUAAUGUUCAUAUUGCUCAGCCGUCGGUUGGAGUAUUAACUUCUAUGCACUUUUACGGAUGGAGUAUUGGUUUGAAAACAGGAAUGUAUUACUUGAGAACUAAGCCAGCUGCUAACGCUAUUCAAUUUACCGUCGAUAAAAGUAAAUUACCAACAUGGAAGGAAGAAAAACUUGUAAAUGGCGUUAGCAAAAAUAUAAGUAGUGACACUAAUGUAUUGUCUUGUUCUCGAGGGAACGAUUCAUGUACUAGCUGUAGCGGAUAAGUUAUGGGUAUUUAUAAAAACGAUGUGUGGGUGUUAUACUGAAACCAACGAAAAAAUUCUUUAUGAAAUUAUAUUUUUAUAAAAAAUUUCAUUUGCAAUGCUGAGAACAUGCAUUGAUUUUCUAAUUAAAUUUAAUGAUUAAAUGACGUUGUCAAUAAUAUUUUUUUUCUUUUUUAUCAUUAAUAAUAAAAUAUUUGCACCUAAAAAUAUAACUUCCUUUUUUUUUAUU